GACUAAAUCUCCCUCCUAUUUUAACAAAAGAAAAGAAUUUCCCAUUUCCAAAUCUUGAAAAUUCAAUCAAAUCAUUCCACCAUGAGACAAAGGAAGAAUGUUGAUGUUUCAUCAACUAAUAACAACAUCAAAAACAACCUUAAAAUUCCCAAAACUCCUAAAAACAACAAAUUCACACACCCUUUAUUGAAUAAUAAUGUAUUUUACCUAUGUUUAUUCUUCAGAUUUAUUAAUGCUUUUUUUGUCCAAACAUAUUUCAAUCCAGAUGAACAUUGGCAAGCCCUUGAAGUUGCUCAUCAUAUCUCAUUUGGGUUUGUGUCUUUUUCUCAAUUCUUGAAGUAUGGGCAUUUGACAUGGGAAUGGGAAAAGGGUAUAAGGAGUUAUUUGCAUCCAGUGAUAUUUGCUGCCUUGUAUAAAGUUCUUGCCUUUUUGAAUCUUGACAAACCUUGGUUCAUGAUAAGGACUCCGCGACUGCUGCAGUCGGUAUUUUCAGCUAUUGGGGACCUCUAUUUAUUUAAGCUCUCUCAAGAGAUAUUUGGUGACAGUGUUGCAAAAUUCGCGCUUUUUGCGCAGUUGACAAACUGGUUCAUGUUUUUCUGUAUCACGCGUACUUUAUCCAAUAGUCUGGAGACUGUUCUUACUGUUGUGAGCCUGUACUACUGGCCUUGCAUUAGACCGUCUGCUAGUAAAAUUUCUCGGGGUUCAAGAAAAUGGGGUUUAGCUAUAGCUGCAUUAGCAUGUGCAGUCCGACCUACAAGUGCCAUUACAUGGAUCUAUAUUGGCCUCCUAGAGCUGUACCUGACACGUGAUAAGCUGAAAUUUGUUCUUCUUGAGGUGAUUCCUAUUGGGACAUUAAUUCUGGGACUUACGUUUCUGGUGGAUGGCUGGAUGUAUGGCACUUGGGUCCUUGUGCCUUUGAACUUUCUGAAGUUCAAUUUUCUCUCCUCCGGUGGAGAUUAUUAUGGAACUCAUGUGUGGCAUUGGUACUUCAGUCAGGGUUUUACAGUUAUGGUCUUCACAUUCUUACCAUUUUCGCUUGCUGGCAUUUUCAAAUCUAAGCAGUGGAAACUAUCUGGUCUAAUCGCUUGGUGUUUGGGAAUAUAUAGCUUGUUGGGUCACAAAGAGUUCAGGUUUGUCCUUCCUGUGCUUCCAAUAGCUUUAAUGUUCGCUGGUUACUGGUUGGCAACAAUUGGAGGGCCCGAUAAGUCUAAUGGCCAAGGCAAAAGAUCUCCAAGCACUCAUGACAGUUGCUCAGCAAAAUUGCAACUGGCCAUCCUGUUCUUAGCAGUUAGUAAUAUUCCAAUGGCAAUUUACAUGAGUAUGGUUCAUCAGAGAGGGACAGAGGAUGUAAUUAACUACCUCUCCGUCGAAGCGUACAAUGGGAAAGUGAAAAGCGUCCUUUUCUUGACACCGUGCCAUGCCACACCUUACUACUCAACUCUUCACCGUAACCUUCCUAUGCGUUUCUUGGAUUGCACACCAAGCGACGAGAAAGGAGCUCUGGACGAGUCUGAUCGGUUCCUGGCGGAUCCAGCCGGUUUCGCAACAGAAUUUGCUAAGAACUGGUCUAUACCUAGUCACAUUGUGCUCUUCGACUAUCAGGAAAAACUACUAAAGGACUUUCUAGCGUUGCAUAAUUUCGGAGAGAUAAAACGGUUCUUCCAUGCUCACUUCAAGGUGGAUCGAGAACAUCAGGCAUCUGUUGCUGUGUAUACACGGAAAGGAUUUGACGAUGAUUAACUUACCGGAAGAUUCUUGAUUGAGUUUUCAUGUAGAACGAGAGCUUGAUCUUGCAUCUCCAGAUGGAACGCUUGAACUGCAAAGUUGCACCAAGUGCGUGAAAGGAAGUCCAUCGUCUCGGGAUGUGCUUGUGAAAGUGUUGGAUUCGAAUCAAGAUCCAUCGAUCUUUCAACCACGACGGAACAGUUGUUUUUGAGGUUAGUGAAGUUUUGAUAGAAUGCUAAAUUCACUUAAGAGAGAUAUAAAUAGAAAGUUCAAAAGUGUU
Messenger RNA from Capsicum annuum, 2005 nucleotides. Its product is annotated as mannosyltransferase APTG1. The record is from RefSeq and is a predicted model, not a curated record. Gene Ontology annotation, biological process: GPI anchor biosynthetic process. Gene Ontology annotation, cellular component: endoplasmic reticulum membrane. Gene Ontology annotation, molecular function: alpha-1,2-mannosyltransferase activity. Bases 82 to 1740 code for a protein of 552 amino acids. NCBI's taxonomy places the organism in Eukaryota, Viridiplantae, Streptophyta, Magnoliopsida, Solanales, Solanaceae. The transcript is spliced from 10 exons.